AUGUUGCCAGCGGUGCUUCUCAGUGCUCUGGCGCCCGAGGCUCUGACGGUGGGCUCUUUGCUGGGGUUAAAGAGUGUCUUUACCGAUUACAGCCUCUUUGUCUUUGCUGACUUGUCAGCCGCUCUUGCCAACAAUCUGCUGGAGGUCAACUUCGCUAGUCAAUCACGCUAUCUGUGCAGCAAGUAUGGCGAAGGAAUUGCUGAGGAGGGACCCCAAGGAAUUCAAAAACGCCCAGUCUUUUUUGUUGCAAGUCGCUACGGACGAUCCGGAAGCACUGCAUAUGAUGAAAGUUUAAAAUCCAAACGCAUUUUCAUCGUACCUCGAAACGAGCGUUUCAUUCUUGGCUCUCGGUACGGUAAACGAAGCGGGAAAUAUUUAUGCCUUUCGAGAGAAAUAAAUAUGAUGAUAGUCAGAAAAAGAUUUUGAAACAAUGUGAAAGAACGAACUCCAAAUUUAAGAUUUAUAUUCAAACUCCAAAGCGAAAUACUUAACUAG
This is a messenger RNA of Drosophila mauritiana, 495 nucleotides long. Its product is annotated as RYamide neuropeptides. Lineage: Eukaryota; Metazoa; Arthropoda; Insecta; Diptera; Drosophilidae. The record is from RefSeq and is a predicted model, not a curated record.